CCAAAUUUCAACAGAAACUUUCAAUGAUGAGAAGUUUUUUGUGUAUUUUGUUCAUAUUUACAGGCUUUUCACGGAUUUUUGAGGUGGAAAUUGUGUUAGCUGCAGAUACUGCCUUUUCUAUUGAUACAAAUCUGACCACCAGUGGAUGGCAUACUAAUGAGGAGAAAAAGCAGGUCACUACAGAUUGUAGCGAUACGCUCGUCUCCACCGAGGGCUCCAUCACGUCUCCAGGAUUUGAUGAAGCUCUUCCUCCUGGGUUCCAUUGUGAUUGGUUGGUCAUACUUCCAGAGGGCUCGUCAGUCAGGCUGAAUUUCUCGAGUUUUGACUUACCCCUGGCAGCCAGUGGUCAUUGUAAGGAUGGAUUCCUGCUGCUCGGAACCUUCAGUUCUAAUGGCAACAGGAAGAGUGAGCUGGGUCCUGUGUGUGGGACAGAGGCCCCAAGGGAGAUUUCUCUCCCCUGGGAUAAGUUUUGGGUAUCGCUGUAUUGGGGAAUAUCAGGAACGAGACAAGGGUUGCAUGACUACAAAGGAUUUAGUCUCAGCUUUUCACAAGUGUUACAAACGGACCAUGAACCUGAUAGUUCCUCGGAUAUAGAGCCGGGCUGGUACAGUCUGAUUGUUAUAGCUGGACCAUUGCUGUUUGUGGUACCACUGUAUUUGUGUUUAAGGCGGCGACGAUCGAUUCCACUAUACUGCAGUGACCAGGACACAUCAGAGACGGUGGUCAGAAGAUUCAGAAAGAAGCAUCGUCCGUACUACAACCCAGACGUACAGAGAUCAGGAAUUAUAAAUAGAACGGUCUGUAGGUCAAUAACUGAUGUGAAUGAUGUGACCAACAUCACAAAGCACUCGUACUACGGGGGGUCAGGCGACUAUGAGAAUGUCAAGAAACACCGCAGGCACAGAGAUGACUUUCAUUACUUUAAAAAUAUGUACGUCAGUCGGUCCUCCUUUCCAUCUACUGAUGGGUCCCUUGACAGUCCAGUUUUCUUAGAGGAAUCGGGGAACACCACCCAAACCCAUUUACCCAUGAACACUACAGGCAAAUACCUCACCCUCCCCGUCCAAAGCACAAGAAAAUCCAGGACCUCAUAUUUAAGCAUCUUGCCAGAUUUUGAGUCCACUUUGGACCAUGGAAAGAUUCAGAGCAAAGAGAGUCUGAAUGUGAAAUCACCACAGUCUCCCUCCCUAGCCUGUGUGGAUCAAGUCAGUGGGAGGAGGUCUGUGUACCAAGUCAGUGGGAGGAGGUCAGUGUACUUUCAGGACCAACUGAUCCGCAAACGCCCGAUGAUUCAGGGCCAACUGACCCACAAACGUCCAGUGAGUCAGGACCAAAUGACCCACAAUCGUCCAGUGAGUCGGGACCAAAUGACCCACAAACGUCCAGUGAGUCAGGACCAGAUGACCCACAAACAUCCAGUGAUCCCAAUAAUUACAAUCACUUCUGCAUCUUUAAGGAGGAAGCAGAGACUGUCCACUGUCAGAAAGUCCGAAGAUAGCAACUCUCCCCUGAUGGACGUCAACACUGGUCAGCGAUUUAGAGGUUCCUUCAAACCGCCCAAUCAUGUCAAGGCAUGGCAGUCUGUAGAUGAUGCUUCUGAUGAGUCCGACUGCUUCAGUGAACCUGUCAUGAAUAGUUCCCAAACGACGGAGUUCCAUACUGCCAAAAGUUCCCAAGAUCAGCAUUUUGGGUUUUCUAGUGCAUCCAUUUUGCAAUACAGAGAGUCAAGUGAAAACGAGCUCAAAAGUUCUGUUUCUAAUGAGAGUACACCAAGAUACCAUCAGACAGGAAGCUCUGAGAGCAGUGCAGUAGAUGCAGGAGCUCCUCGUCAGACAGAAGCAUCCGCAGAGAUUGAGUACAUAUCAGAAACGAAAUAUCCUGAUUAUGGUGUCAGAAAAAAAUUCACUAAAUUCUGUGAAACCUGAAAAGAAAAUGAUUUUCUAGCAAACAGCUGCGCAAACCAGAAUUAACGGAAGUUGACUUUUCUUUCAAGCUCCUGAUGCCGGGGAAAAGUGUAUAGAAAUAGAGGCUGAAAAAAGUACAUGGCUAUUAGAGGAUGGGGAGAGAAUCCCAGCUAUAUACAGGUCAAAGUUCAAUUACUAACAUUGAACUGUUCGGAGACAAUAACAGUGUAUGAUAGGACAGACUGGAGGUUAUUUCGUUUUGCAAUUUCCAGCAUUAAGACUAUUUUUAGAAGAAAGGAAGAUGGAAAAAUCUGUUGUAUUUUGAUUUCAAUUAUUGUAGUAUUUAACUCAAUUGCAUGUGUAAAUAAACACCCCCAAAUUCA
Messenger RNA from Ostrea edulis (European flat oyster), 2287 nucleotides. RefSeq lists its product as uncharacterized. The coding region runs from base 24 to 1925 and encodes 633 amino acids. Lineage: Eukaryota; Metazoa; Mollusca; Bivalvia; Ostreida; Ostreidae. The transcript is spliced from 9 exons. The record is from RefSeq and is a predicted model, not a curated record.